UUGUUUACAAAGAUGGUGGCUUCAGAAACGGAACAUUAUUAGCCGAUCUCCAGGCUCGUUUUUUUCUUGAACAUGUGUUGGGAAGAUAAAAGCAACAAUGCAAGCCCAUCUGCUGGAAGGAAUGAAUUUAUUGCAGUGAGCAGGUAAACUGAAUAAAAGUCUGAAAGAUGCGUCGAGUGCAUUCAUGCUACUACAUUUUGUCUUCGACCGCUGGGUAGAUUUCCGUGGAUCAUGUUAGAAUAUUUCUAUUAAAGAAUAUUUAUUUGGUCACGUCCACCUACAGAGAUUAUCGGAAAAGUGUUGUGUGGCGAAUUGCAUGUUUUCUUUCCCAAUUUGAAAGGUGGUCUCCUCCAUGGAUGCUAGGAAGGGUGAAAUUUUGAAGAUUACAGAGCACGAAUGGAAACUUGGUAUCUGUAUUGGAAGGGGAACAUGUAGUGAGGUUUUUGAGGCUGCUGGGACCCUCUGCUAUAAGAGUGGGCGUAAGAGAGCUGUUAAAGGAGCUGUCAAGGUUUUCAAGGAAGGAUCACAAUUUGAACAAGCUGCUCUCAACGAGAUAAAGAUUUUGCAGUAUUUAUGUCAUGAAAGUGAAUCCCUCGACGUAUAUUACUUUGUGCAUUUAUUGGAUUACUUCCUUUAUAGAGGUAAUUUCUACUUGGUUUUUGAGCAGUUGGAUUGUCAUCUUCAUCACAUUUUGCUUAAGUACUCAGGCAAAGGUCUUCCUAUCUCUAUUGUGAGAAGAUGUUCUAAGGAUGUUGUGAAAGCCUUGAGCUUUUUAGCCAUCAAAAGAGUUGUUCAUGGUGACCUAAAGAUGUCCAAUAUAAUGUGGAAUCCAAACAGAGGUAUCUUUCAACUGGUGGAUUUUGGACUCAGUUUCCUUGAAGGACAUCUUCAACCCUCUCAGCCUCUUCAGAGCCCUGGUUACCAAUCUCCUGAGGUGCAAAUGUGGAACAGACUAGUUCCUCAUGGUACAACUGAAAAUAGUAUGUCGAAAUGUUUGUUUGCUUGUGACAUGUGGAGCUUUUCUUAUGUACUAUGGUACAUGUACACAGGACACCCAGCUCCCAGACAUGAAUUGCAUGAACCAGUCUGUACCAUGUGCUUGCAAGAAAAGGAUUGUAUGCAUUUCCAGCAAAUCCAGAAGGAAUUACCUCAAGAUGAAAGAGAGAUUACGCUUGAACAACAUAAUUUUUUUCUUGACUUUGUUAUGAGAAUGAUGAAGUGCAAACCAGAGCAGAGGAUAACACCUUUUAAUGCCAUGCAGCAUUCCUUUCUUAACGAAGGUUCCACCUGGAAUGUUCCAUUGGGUUUGACAGAGUUGUUACUGCUUCCAACUAGAAUCUUACAGCUGACCAACAUUCUUUUAGAAGACCUCUCCACUGAUUUACAAUUUGACGGAUUGAUGGAUGUGAAGGAGGAGUGCGCAAAGUUUGGUGCUGUGAAGGGAUUCAAGUUUACUGGUGAUUCAAAUACAGGAUAUAAGGUGUUUGUCGAGUUCUCUAAUGCUGACGACUGCUCGCGGGCCCACAGUGCGCUCACAGGACGGGACUUUAAUGGCAGGACAGUCAUUACCAGCUUUUAUCCCAUAGAUUAUUAUUAUAUUGAUUACUUUUGGUGCUGAUACUUUUUCUGCAAGAUACAAAAAAAAAUAUGAACUUAUCUUCUAUGCUCCUGUUUGUGAAUUGAGGAAAAAAGAAUCUUCAUCUGAUUUCUACAAAUUUUUAAUUCAGAAGUGAACCAAAGUUAAACCAUAUUUCUGGUUUGGAAAAAACAUUCCUCUUAAAAUGUUUUCUCCUCCGAAGAGUAUACAGAGGUACUAGUGGACCUGAGAAUGGCUGUAGGCUUACCUUCCAUGGACUAGCAGCCUUUCUAGGAGGAGAAUUAAUUGUGUCGGCAAACUUUGAAGAUCAUGUUUUGUUUACUAUCAUGAUAUCCUAAUCCAACCCUUCUCCCAUGGCUGUUUUAAAUUGUAUUUUCUUCUCCCUCGGCUUGCUUAAAACUCUGUUGGAAAACCCCAUGUCAAUUAAUCCCAUUCCCAGGCACUGCUAGGGAUCUUUCACCGAAUUUUAUCUUGUCGGGGUACUCCUUAAGGGUCUUGUAUUUUCCCUACUUACCUUUUACUGUCAUUGGCAAUUUCUUUGAGGUUUUAUUAUUUUUAUGGUAUUGUUUGAAUAAUUGUAAUUAACUUAUUAAAGUUUUGUUUGGAUAACCUCAGGCUCUCGUAUAUCUAUCUUUUGGUGGGUUUGCAACGUAGUAUCUUAAGCACUUAAAGGAUUCCCCAGUCGAUGUGAAGGUUAACUUCCAACCCCAGUUUUACAAACUCCAAUGCAGUCUUGGUUACUGUGUUUCAUACGCUUUCCUUUACCAUUAUGGGUACUGCGGGACAAAUCUAGACGGUAAUUGCGAGUAAUUGAUCCAGUUCACCCAGCGAUUGUUUCCUUGAUAGCCUUAAUAUGCAUUUACGAUAGAACUGUACCCAAUUCCAAAGUUGCCAAGAUAUGACAGUAAGCUAUUCUCACUACACUCGAAUUGUUUGUAAACAUUGCGCGUGAACGCUGCAGCCGUGGUGUUCAUAGCACAGAAACUAUACGAUCCUAAAAGGUACGUGGGACUGAAGAGAGCCUAGCGCAUAACAAAGCAAAUGCUAGUGUGUUCUUCGUUUUAAUAACUAAAGGGUUCUGUUUAAUUAUCUUAACAAACGUGGCCAGGUUCAUUGACAGCUCGAGAUUGCGUAGGGAAUAGAUAACUCCUAACGUAGCAACUAAGGAAUUGGAUGCAGUUUCUGACGCAAACACAUUCUUGAGGAGGUCAAAACAGAAAAAAAGAGAGUUCAGGCUAACUGGAUCAAUUCGUCGGCCUUUUCGUCCUACGGAUUGCCCUUCCCUGCCAGUAUUGUAUGCUUUCAUGUAUUUGGAUUAUAAAAAAUUCGCGUGGAUUAAAUACCUUGCACAAUUAAA
This is a messenger RNA of Pocillopora damicornis (cauliflower coral), 2954 nucleotides long. Its product is annotated as serine/threonine-protein kinase Kist. The record is from RefSeq and is a predicted model, not a curated record. NCBI's taxonomy places the organism in Eukaryota, Metazoa, Cnidaria, Anthozoa, Scleractinia, Pocilloporidae. Gene Ontology annotation, molecular function: RNA binding; ribonucleoprotein complex binding; protein serine/threonine kinase activity. Gene Ontology annotation, cellular component: neuronal ribonucleoprotein granule; nucleus. Gene Ontology annotation, biological process: peptidyl-serine phosphorylation; regulation of protein export from nucleus; positive regulation of translational initiation.